Linum trigynum is the source of this 1920-nucleotide messenger RNA. NCBI's taxonomy places the organism in Eukaryota, Viridiplantae, Streptophyta, Magnoliopsida, Malpighiales, Linaceae. The record is from the annotation of a GenBank genome assembly.
CGCGUCCAGCCUUGCGUCUUCCUCUACAUAAACUUCUACUUCCUCAUCAUCAUCGCCAGCUAACAGUCCUACCGCACAGCCUUCUCUUCGAUGUUCCAUGCGCACGACACAAGGCGUACCACCACCUCGCUUCGAUGAUUACGUGGCUCUAGGAGUGGAUACUCUCAUUGUUCCCACAACUUUUAAACAGGCUCAUGGCAAUCCAAUCUGGGAUCGUGCAAUGAAUGAGGAAUUCUCGGCUUUAGAAGCUAAUCGCACCUGGACGGUUGUGGAUCGUCUAAAUCCAUGCCCUCCUACCAUUGGCAGUCGUUGGGUAUAUGCCAUCAAAGUACGUCUGGAUGGCUCAGUGGAGCGCAACAGAGCCCGUCUUGUAGCACUGGGAUAUACACAGGAGUAUGGGGUAGAUUACAACGAAACCUUUGCUCCUGUUGCUAAAAUGUCGAUUGUUCGAACCAUGCUUGCUGUUGCUGCUCUCCAAAACUGGCCACUUCAUCAACUCGACGUCAAGAACGCUUUUCUCCAUGGCGACUUGGAAGAGGUGAUUUACAUAGAACGACCACCGGGUUAUACUGUUGGCCAUGAGGAUCAGGUUUGCCUGCUACAUCGCUCUCUCUAUGGUCUCAAACAAGCUUCUCGAGCUUGGUUUGAGAAAUUUCAUUCUACCAUUACGCAACUGGGAUUUCAACAGAGUCUGAAUGAUCCCUCCCUCUUCACUAAAGUCACUGCAGCGGGAUUGGUUGUUCUUUUAUUUUAUGUGGAUGACAUGGUCAUCACUGGAACAUAUAUGAAGGGUAUUACUCAGCUUAAAGAUGGGUUGAAGCAAGCAUUCAACAUUAAAGAUCUUGGUACGCUUUCUUAUUUCCUUGGUCUGGAGGUCAGCCGCAAUGAUCAAGGCAUUUUACCUAGUCAACGAAAGUACAUUUAUGAUCUUCUUACUGAUCAUAACUUCGAAGACUGUAAACCUGUUAAGACUCCUAUGGAGGUCAACCUGAAGCUUCAGAAAGACUCGGGAUCUCGCCUCAAAGAUGGAUCCCAGUAUCGCAGUAUUGUCGGCAGCUUAAUUUAUCUUUCAGCCACCCGUCCUGACAUUGCUUAUGUUGUGCAGGUAGUCAGUCAGUUUAUGACCGAGCCCUGUGUUGAUCAUCCGGUUGCCGUACAUCGAAUCUUACGCUAUCUACACGGGACCUUGGACGUUGGUAUUUUGUUUCCUUCCUCUAGUACUCCUACUCUUUGUGCCUACUCUAAUUCCGAUUUUGCCGGGUGUCUUGAUACUCGUCGGUCAACCUCGGGGUGGUGUGUGCAAUUCGGUGAAGCUUAUAUAUCCUGGCGCUAUAAGAAGCAGGAUAAACUCUCAAAAUCGUCUACUGAAGCUGAAUACCGAGCGAUGUCUGAAGUUGGGUCUGAGAUUGUUUGGCUUCGCCGUCUCCUAUCCGAUUUUGGUAUCACAUGUCCUGCGCCGUUGUCCUUGAGUGUGGAUAACACUAGUGCGAUUCGUAUAGCUACCAAUCAUGUGCUCCACGACCAUACAAAGCACAUUGAAAUACAUGUGCACUACAUCAGAGAUCUAGUUCGUGAUGGGACCAUUGUUUUGCAUCAUUUACAGACCGAGGAGCAGGUAGCAGAUCUGUUUACUAAGGCAUUUUCUACGAGUCGGCAUUGGUAUCUUGGGAACAAAUUGAUGCUUCGAGAUCGGCAUCAAUUUGGGGGAGGAUGUUGACGUAUCACCUUAAUUAGGCUGCGGUUUAGUGUUUUGUGUUAGAGUUGUAGGGCCAUUCAUUCAAAGCCCACACACGUAGUCAUGUUAGCCCAUGCAAGGUUAGACGUUGAUAUGGAGAUAUCUAACCUAGGGCUCGAGAUAUAUAUAGCAGAUGUAGUGUGCAGCUGUAACUUACGAACUCGGAAUACAUCUCAGUAAACCAA